Adineta steineri is the source of this 1035-nucleotide messenger RNA. The record is from the annotation of a GenBank genome assembly. NCBI's taxonomy places the organism in Eukaryota, Metazoa, Rotifera, Eurotatoria, Adinetida, Adinetidae.
AUGUCAUCAGAUUCCAGUAUCAAUCUACUUACAUUUUUUACUAAUCAAAUCACUUUGUAUUGUCCUAUUUUAAUUAUUAUUAUUGGAAAUAUUGGAUGUUUCUGCAAUUUUCUUACUUUUACUUCACCUAAAUUAAUACAAACUUCAUGUUCACUUUAUUUUCUUAGUGCAGCUAUAUUUGAUCUUUUAACUCUUGACUAUGGAGCAUUGACACGAUUACUUAUAGAUCAUUUUGGAUCUAAUUUACAUAAUACUUCUCAAAUUUAUUGUAAAAUACGGCAAUAUCUUAUCACUGUUUUGCCUGCUAUCGCUACAUGUUUUAUUGUUCUAGCAACAAUGGAUCGUUAUUUUUCUACAUCAUCAAAACAAAAAUAUCGUUCAUAUGCUACAAUAAAAUAUGCUAAAUGGAUAGUCUCUUUAUCACUAUUGAUUUGCAUCUUAUCGUAUACACAUUAUAUGAUAUUUUAUGAUUUAAGACCAACAUGUACCUUCCUACCAGGAGUAUAUAGUAUGUUUGUAGUGGUGUAUGCUAUAGUUUGGUCAUCAUUUAUUCCACAUCUUUUAAUGCUUUGUUUCGGUUUUGCUACCCAUGUUCAUAUUCAUAUCAUACGUCGUCGAAUUGCUCCUUCUACUAUUCAACAAAGACGUAAACGACGAACAGAAAUACAACUUGUUACAAUGAUGUUAUUUCAAGUAGGUAUAUCAUCUCUUUUAAUAUUUAUGCGAAUCGCUUAUUAUUCAUACUAUAUAAUUACAACUGGUAGACAGAAAACAGAUUAUGCCGUCGCAAUGGGAAAUUUUUUUUCUCAAUUAACCACACAAUUGUUUUAUUUAAAUUAUGCUAAAUCAUUUUAUAUUUAUACAUUAUCAAGCAAAUAUUUUCGAAAAAUAUUUAAGCGAAGAGUUUUAAAAAUUCUUCAAAAAUUUCUUCCUUAUCCACUGGCUCGUUUAAUUAUAAAUAGACCGAGUCUAAGUGAACAUGGAAGUAUAAAAUUACAUACAAUGCAUGUGAGAACAACUACCGCAUAUCCAUAA